CUUCUCUGUUGAUGCCUGGGUUGGAGAGAGCAGUGUGCAGGCAGUGUCAGCCGCAACAGUUGAGCCUGCUAUUCCUCACCAUCAGGAGGAAAACUCAGAGCUCAGCAAAACUCCCCAUCUUUUAAGAGAGAGAUACUCAGACCUAACAGAAAGUUUACUUUGCCAAUGAAUACUGCUUGAUUGCAUCUGGAAGAAAAUGGGUACCGGGGAUUAUAUCUGCAUUACCAUGACUGGAGGUGCUCCUUGGGGCUUUAGACUUCAAGGAGGAAAGGAUGAAAAACAGCCUUUGCAGAUUGCCAAGAUUCGUAACAAAAGCAAAGCAUCCAAUGCUGGGUUAUGUGAAGGGGAUGAGGUUGUAUCUAUCAAUGGCAACCCUUGUGCGGAUUUGACCUAUUCUGAAGUUAUUACCCUGAUGGAAGGCCUGGCUGACACUUUACAGAUGCUUAUUAAGAGAUCUUCCAGUGUUGUAAGUGAGACCCUAAGUCUUGAAAAGAAAAAUGGAAGACAUAGUGAAACCAAAAAUGAAGAAUAUAAAGAAAGUACUACUCUGCAAAUCAGAACAGCAGUCUCCAAGGCUCCCCAGGAAUUGCUGAUUACAAGGGUAAUUGAGGCAUCGACACCAAAAGAUGUGGAACAAAGUCGUGUGGAUUUUUCUGGGACAAAACAAGAAAAAGAGCUAACCCAUUGCCACAAAAUCCCCCUGAAAGUCAUAGAAGCCCCAGAAGCACACUUAAUCGACAUGCCUGCUCUCACUACGUGGACUGGAGAAAGCCCAGGCCCUACAGUUGAGCUGAAGUUGUCCCUCUCGCAUGAUAACCUCAAAGGCAGCAAUGCUUCUACAGUGACAGUCCCAGGGAUGGAAGACUAUAAGCCUCUGGAAACAGGACCCACCCUGGUGAAAGAUGGGACUAGCUGGGUAACUCCAGAUCCUGAAAUUAAAAAAGACUCUGCUGCCCAGUGGUCAAGCAGGCCAUUCCAGAUUGCUAGCGGUAACAAGGAGGUCAAGGCCAUCUAUGGAGCGGAGACAAAGGAGCCUUCUCUCACCAAAGUGGAAGUGAUCCUGGACUGCUCCAACCAGGCAAAGGAAGGCUCCGGGUCUCCAGCUGAAAAGGGGUGUGUGGAUUCUCCGUUGGAAGGAGGGCAGUCGGAAGCACCUCCUUCUGUCGUCUCCUUUGGAAUCUCAUCCGAAGGCACCGAGCAGGGAGACGGGGAUCAGCACUCCGAAAGGGAACAUAGCAGACCUCACAAACACCGAGCAAGGCACGCCAGGCUCAGACGGAGUGAGAGCCUGUCAGAAAAACAGGUGAAAGAGGCCAAAUCUAAAUGUAAAAGCAUUGCCUUGUUGUUGACGGCAGCUCCAAAUCCCAAUUCCAAAGGGGUGUUGAUGUUCAAAAAGCGUCGCCAAAGGGCCAGGAAAUAUACUUUGGUCAGCUACGGCACCGGGGAGUUAGAGCGUUACGAGGACGAGGGUGAAGAAGACGAGGAGGAGGAAGGUGACAAAGAAAACACCUUUGAAGUGACCUUAUUAGGCACAAGUGAGUCAGAAAUUGAUGAAGAUUUCUUCUCUGAUCUUGACAAAGAAGACCGGAUUGUGACAUUUGACUGGGACACUGGGCUGCUUGAGGUUGAAAAGAAACCAAAAAGUGGGGACGAGAUGUCUCAGCUUCUUCCAGACAGCAAGGGCAAAGGGGCACUGAUGUUUGCCAAAAGACGUCAAAGGGUGGACCAGGUCACGGCUGAACAAGAGGCUAUGAAGAUGCAGGGAGUGCACAGAAGCUCUGAGGAGCACCAAGAAAUCACUUCAGUGGAAAACACUCACAAAACGAGUUCUUCUUUGUACCAGUCAAAACAAGAAGCUUCCAGAGUUCAGCAGAGCCACGUUAGCAAAAGCUACAUAGAAGUGAGCCACAGUCAUGGUACAGCAAUUCAGCAAAAUGGCCUUGGGGUUGCUCCUGAAACAAAUAUGAUAUAUCCAUCUUCAGCAACUUCAAACAGAAUGGCUAAACCUUUCCCUGGUGUACAGAAUAGAGCAGCAGCUCCAUUUUCACCCACUAGAAGUAUGACUAGCCCCCUCUCAGAUCUACCUGCACCGCCUCCUUAUACAUCGGUCAGCCCACCGCCUGAAGCCAUGUACCGAACUGUUUUGACUCCAGUUGCCACCAGCACAACUCAGUCAACUCUGUUGUCUCCGGUGGAAUCAACUGAACAGAUUGCAUCCAGAGAUGAAAGGAUUGCAGUGCCUGCCAAAAGAACUGGAAUUUUGCAAGAGGCAAAAAGAAGAAACACAGCAAAACCAAUGUUUACUUUCAAAGAAGCCCCCAAGAUGAGUCCCAAUCCUGCUCUUUUGUCCCUUGUGCAAAAUACAGAAGGCAAAAAAGGUGCUCCUGUGGGCUUUGAAUCAGGCCCCGAAGAAGACUACCUCAGUUUGGGAGCAGAGGCAUGCAAUUUCAUGCAAAUCCAAGCAGCCAAACAGAAAAUCCCACCUCCAGUGGCUCCAAAGCCAUCACUUAAGGUUUCUCCUACAACCACAACACCAGUAUCACCAGUUUGGUCCCCUCCAGCUGUGGCUGUUUCCCAGCCUCCUGCCUUUCCAGUUCCACAUUCGCCUGAAGUAACUGUUCCAGCAGUUGUCAAAACAGUACAACCUGUUUAUCUCCCUCCACAGCCUCCUACCACUCUUAAUCUAACUAGUCCCCUUAAAGGACCUCAAAUAGCAACAUCACAUCAAAAUUACACACCUAGAGCUACACCCACCACACCACUAGGAAACAGUGUGCUUGCAGGAGGAGUGGGGCCAGCUUUUGAAAUGCCCCCAGCUUUGAGUGGGAAGGGAGCCCAGCUCUUUGCCAAAAGGCAAUCACGGAUGGAGAAGUAUGUAGUUGACUCAGAAACUGUGCAGGCCAAUAUGGCCCGGGCUUCUUCACCAACACCAUCUUUACCAGCUUCUUGGAAAUAUUCAUCAAAUGUCCGAGCACCACCACCUGUAGCAUACAACCCUAUCCAGUCUCCAUCUUACCCUCUGGCUGCUACCAAACCACAGUCAAAGUCCUCAGGAGUUGCCAAAACAACCAAGAAAAAGCCUAAGAAAGCACUUAGUUCUUUGGAAGUUAUGAAGCAUCAGCCCUACCAACUUAAUGCAUCCUUAUUUACUUUUCAACCUCCUUCUGAUAAUAAAGAAGGCCUGCCCAAACAAGCUACAAAGUUUGACUCAGUGUCCUCCUCAAAACAAGCUCUACCUUCAAGAUCUCUCAAUGCUGGUUCUCCUUCUAAUGUCAGAGCCUCUUCGGUGUACUCUGUACCAGCCUACAGUUCACAACCAUUCUCCCCGUCAAAUGCUUCUAGCCCUUUAAUUGAGUCCUGUGCACCAACAGUUCACUCUACUUUUCCGAAGCAAGAAUCACCUGCCUCCUCUAUGUUUACUACUCCCAAGCCAAAGUUCUCAGCCAAGAAAGUUGGUGUCACAGCGCAGGGAAGAGGCAGCGAGCGAUCUCUGUCAAUCUCUGGAUGGCCUCCUUCAACCACUUUGCGAUCCAUGUCGCCUAUUUCUCCUGGGAUGUUCCAACCUGUCCCUGAUUACUUUAGUAAAGUAAUGCCUACAGGAGCCGACAAGCCUGGCAAGAGGCUAACUCCUUGGGAAGCUGCAGCCAAGUCUCCUCUUGGACUUGUGGAUGAUGCUUUUGGCCCACAAACCAUCCAAGAGUCCAUUGCAGCAAAUGUUGUGUCGGCUGCUCGGAGGAAAACACUUCCUGCCCCGCCUGAUGACUGGAAACAAAAAGUGGCUUAUGAGCAUCCAGCCCCAAGUGCCCAUACAAAAUUAUCAUCUAUUGGAAGGGGUCAUUCAGCAACCGUCUACCCUCCGAAGAGCACAAUGUCCGCUCCGAGCUCCACAGCCCAUUCUGGCUCUCGGCUGCAGCAUGCAUAUUAUGACCAACGUGCCCGAACUGAUCCUGACAUGGUCUCCAUGUAUUCCAGGUCUGAUUACUGCCUGUCAAUAUCUGACCCCAACUAUAACCCACAUCCUAAGGGAUGGAGGCGUCAAACAUGAGAAACAGAAGAUCACUUCUUAGUUUUUCUUCUUGCAAUGUUAUGAGUCUUAAAUGCCACGAAAAUUUGAAAAUGGGAAGUGGCAGCCAGCAUGAAUACAUGUUUUAUGUAGUCUCAACAGAUCAAGAGUUUUCUAGAAUGGAGGAGAGUGUCUGAGACACUGAGUCACAUUUCUCACUAAUGCAAACACAUUUUGAUCCCAGUUUAAAGAUAUUCUUUGUCUUUCAGUGAGAGUGUUUGGGUUUGUGCAUGCACAUGUAUGUUAAGAAGUCCAAGAAAGCACAAAGCAGAUAUGCAAAGUUAUGAUGGAUAUCACCUUAAGUGUCUCAAAACAAGCCCCCAAACCCAGAAUUCCCGUUUCUGAUUCUCAACCUAUUCCUGGCAGGUUUAAGAGUCCAUCUGCGUUUCUGGCCACUUUACAGCCUUAUGGAAUUUCUGGGUUUACUUUCAAUGGAAAUGUCAUUCCUCAAUUAAAUAUCAGAGAGUGUAUCUGUUCAACAUGAUUAUAGCAGUCCAAUACAUCAUGGCUAAACCCUAAAUAAUCCCUGUGUAUGGUAAGAUACAGAGUAUUAACUGUUCUAGAUGUGUAGUGCUGUAACUCAAGGAAAUUUCCAUGCAGAAAAUUCAAAAUACUGUGUCAUCAAACUACAUAUUCCAAGAUUCCUUACGAUGGAACAAUGGCAGUUGAAAAUAGUUCAGACUGGUCUAACUGUGUAAUAUAAAUAUAUUCUUAGUUGUGAUAUUUAAAAAAUUUGUUCAGCCAGCUAUAACUUUUCUAUCUUGCAAAGCUAGGAGAGAGUAUAGUCAGUGCCAGAUUUACCAUUAUGCACUUAAGCACAGGGCCCAGUUGGCCGGGGGGGCAUCUUUGUGGCAUUUUUUCAACGCUGGAUUUUGUUUAUGUAGUGCAAUUGUAAAUUUGAAAGCAUUCUGUUUCAAAGUGAUUCCAGACAUAAUGAUAGAGUUGAUAGUCUAUGGGAGUGUGCCACAAAGCCGGCAAUGUAGGCCUACUGGGCCUAUCUCUUUUGGGGGCCAAAUAAUGGGUCUCAUAACUUCACUAGCACAGGACUUCAUUUGUCCCAAAUCCAGCACUGGGUAUAGCAAUUUUGUUUUUGCCUGAUCCUGAGAAAAGCAACAAUUUGCCCCUUUGUCUCUUCUCGCACUUACUGCAUUGAGAACAAACUACAUAUGCUAGUUAAAUACAUUCUGUAGUGAGUGAAAUAAGUAGGGAACAAAUGGAGAUAAAGGGAGACAGAAUCUAUAAGAUUUUAAAAGCAGCUGGAAAAGGGGGAUCAUGAAGGAUUAACCAGAACUGGGAUUUGGGAUAGUUGGAGAAUAUAUUGUUGUUGUAUGGCUGGUCAUGCAGAUUGUGAGAUUCUGGAACUUUCAGACAUUUAGUUCUAUCUAAUGCAAUCUACAAACUUGUGAAAACAAGUUUGGACUUGGCUGUUCUUUGGCAAUAUAAAAAUAACACUUUUUUUUUUACAAGAUUCUGGAUCUGAUCACAUGGCAGGUUAACUAGAGAAGAAAUUCAACAUGUUCUGUGUGGUCUUCCCCUUCCCCAACACCCAGAUCCAAUAGAUUUGAAUAGUACAGACAGAGAAUGUUGGUUGUGUUUGCAACAUUUUGGGAGCAAUUCAAAGGUUUUUUAAUAUGUGUAUAUAGAGCAAAAUCAUCCAGUCGGGUAUAGCUUCUUUAGUAGAUUGAUAAACAGGGCAGAUAGAUCUCACAAGGGCUUAUGACUAUGAGGAAGUCUUGAUGUAUGAAGACAUCAUUGCUACUAUACAAGGAAAAUGCAAGAUGAUGCAAGCAGAAAGCAAUGGUUUAGAUUUCAUUGAGAGUGAGCAAUAGGCAUAUUGCAAGGUUUAUGAAACAGUCAAUCCACUUUGGCCUUGAGAGUUUGUGCUUGUUUCUGAAAUAUGUACUUUGCUAGUCAUGCAGUGGAACACAUUUUCCAGUGUCCCUGCAUAUUUGUUGGGAAGCUUUUGGUUUGGUAAGAGGUCUUAGUAAGGGUAGAGAGCAAAAAAGAUUUACGUUUUAGGAAGUCGUUUUUAUGUAGAAGUAGGUUUAUGUUAUGUGUUCAAUGGUUUGAGUCCAGUUUAAGGCAACUCCUUUGAAUAGUCACACAUUAAAAACAUUGGACUAAAUCCAAUGUUCUGCUGGUCAUUGACAGGGCCUUUAAUAGGGGAGGUACAUUGGUCUGGGGUCUGGUGAGCCAAGGCGAGGCCAAUGAAUUCUAAGCAGAAAAAAAGGACAGCAGACACUCUUCCAACUUUAUCUCAGAGUCCUGGUUAUUUCCAGCCCUAAACUUCCUGAAACUUGGUUGCAAAAGGUUUCUCAAGCCUCCAGUGUUGGUUUGGCGCUUGCAAACAAGGCUAUGGAGAUAAAAGGGAUUACUCCCCUUCCAGUUAUGUUGAAUCCUGCCAAUGUACCAGAAGAAGGCCAUCAUUAGUUACUGCCUAUAAGAAUCACUUUAAGAAAAAUACUUGGCUUUAUGUUCAUUGCAUCUUCCAGGUAUCAAGAGGGCAAGCAUAGACAGCUAAACACAUGUAUGUCUAUCUUCUGUUUCAAGGCCUUAAGCAUCUUAGGUCAUGUCUAAAUGGGUCAAAUAAAAAGUUGUCAAUGUGUUAUUGAAGGCUUUCAUGGCUGCAAUCAUUGGGUUGCUGUGGGUUUUUCGGGCUGUAUGGCCAUGCUUCUGUAGCAUUCUCUCCCAACAUUUUGCCUGCAUCUGUGGCUGGCAUCUCCAGAGGUUCAACAGUUGUCACCUUAAACCUACUUUGAGCAUUCCAGGCAACAUGUGGCCAGUUUCUUAGUAGAAGCAGUUCUUGCAGCCAUUAAUCCAUCACAAGAAGAACCACAGGUUACUACAGAGCUUCCAAGAAACUCCAGAGUAACACCUAGUCUUUUUGAUGGGCUGCCAAAUGUCCCAUGGUACAUUGGGGGCAGACUACUCUAGAGUAUUUUGCCUGAUGUAGACAUAGCCUCAAUCUGCAUUAGUAUACAAAGCUAUGUUGUAGCACCUUAGACACUAACCGAGGGAAAGAUGUUUGUCACAUAUGCUUUCAUAGAUUGUAUCUGAGUCUACAAAAGCUUAUGCGUGCUUUCAGUUAGUCCCUUAGGCGCUACAAGAUCUCUUUGUAUGUGUCUGUCUGUCUGAUAUCAUCAAAGACCAAUGAUUCAGCCUGCAUAUUUUCUGAGCAUGACUUAGUGCAUUGAGGGCUAUGUCCUGCAGUUUCCAGGAAUAGACAUGUGCUUAAGGCUAUACUCUUUCUAAUCAUAACAAAUUGAGAAUCAAUAUAAUUCUAGUAAAAUCAAUGGAACAUGUUUCUGAGUAUUCAAUGUAUCCAAGACUGGUGUGUCCAUGAAUCAGAAUGUGUUACGUCUCAUAUGACCAGGUCAUGUUGCAGUUUUGCAAUGUUCUGCUUUUCUUUUGGGACCAUGAUUAAUCAGCUUCCUGCAAAUAAGAGUAUUGUCAGAUGCAGCAGUGGAUAUAUGUUUUCAUUUGUCAUGCUCAAGGAAAAUCAUUUGUGAAUUGUUUUCCUUUGUAAAUAUUUGUGCGUUACCCAAUACAGCAUGGCUAAAACCAUGAAAUGAUAUUCAAUUUCAACAUGGAUGCCAGGGAUUUUUUUCAGAUCAUUUUCUCAUCACAAGAUGAUUCCCUUAAAGCCAUACAAAGGGUGUGUGUUUAACACACCCUUUUCUACCCAAGAAUUCUUAGAAUAAUAAUCCCGGGAGCUGUCAUUUAUGAGUCUGCCAUGAGGCAUCACAUGAUACAGCAGACCUGGAGAACAUCAUGAAAUAAUGAAGUUAAUUAAGUAUUAAAUGAUAUAACUGAGCUUUGAUGAUGACCCAGAUGAAACCUUUGGUACAUGAGAAAGAAAAUCCCACCUGCAGUAGUAAAUAUGUGUAUUUAUGCAGAAGCUACCGUGUUUCCCCGAAAAUAAGACAGUGUCUUAUAUUAAUUUUUUCUCCCAAAGAUGCGCUAGGUCUUAUUUUCAGGGGAUGUCUUAUUUUUCCAUGAAGAAGAAUUCACAUUUAUUGUUGAACAAAAAAAUGAACAUUUAUUAUAUACUGUACAGUAGUUAUCAUAAACUAGCAUAACCAGAAAAACUGUGAAUCCUAUCAAGAAUUUCUUGUUACUACCAAUAUUUCCAUGUACAACACUUUAUGGUACGUACAUUUACCGAUCCUGCAUGCUCUGGUGUUCUUUUUGGUGGGCAUGCUUCCUAACAAAAGCUUUGCUAGGUCUUACUUUCAGGGGAGGCCUUAUAUUUAGCAAUUCAGCAAAACCUCUACUAGGUCUUAUUUUCUGUGGAUGUCUUAUUUUAGGGGAAACAGGGUAUUGUAGUAAGACUAAAAUAAGUACAAAAAUUUCACCCUUUAAUGGUGUUGGAAAAUCUCAACUAUGAGGAAACUGCUUCAUUCUAGUCCUGUAAAUAUUUUGCUAGUAGAAGCGCUCUGGACUCUUCUACACUGGUCACUAUAUGGGCCCAAUCUGACAUUCCAAAUAGCAGAUCAGGCCCAUAUGGCAUCCAUUUAGGGACUCCCAAAACUGCCUUGGAGGCAGGAAGGAGUCCUAACUGUCUGGCCAUGGCGAACCUGUUCCAAUGCUACUGGGAAGCCACCCUAAGGAUCCUUACCCACCCCCUGUGUUGUGGCUAACUCCAGCUACAACACCCACCACCUAACUGGUCUCACUAAGGGAACUGGGAUUGGGGAAGGAGGAAAGCCGCCGCCCCCCACUCCCUCUUCUCCAUUAAUGUGUGGGUGCUCUGAUUGCAGACCCAAGAGAAGGUAAGUGGGGUCUUGCAGUUGAAGACGGCCAAGGCCAAUGACACAGAGGGCAACAGGGAACUACCAUCUGGUGUCCUCAGCUGCCCAAGACAUGCAGCAUGGCAUUCAAGACAGCUGUGGCCACUUCCAAUUAGGAACUGGCACAGCUUUCUUGACAGCCUCAAAGUUAAGGGAAAACCCAAAUCUUGGUCAGGAUUCAGGCUUUUCUCUGACUUGGCUUAACCCAAGGCAAGACUACAUUGAAGCAGGCUUGUCCCAGGUUAAGCAGCUUCAGAGCUGAUUCAAUCACUUUGGGCUGAUUGUCUGGUUACUUCUUGGGUUGAGGAUUCAGUGAACACUUUACAUUCUUUUGUUCAAGAACAGUGGUUCUCAACCAAUGGGUCCCCAGAUGCUUUGACCUUCAACUCCCAGAAAUCCUAACAGCUGGUAAACUGGCUGGGGUUUCUGGGAGUUGUAGGCCAAAACACCUGGGGAUCCCAGGUUGAGAACCACUGUUCAAGGAUAAUGCAAAUCUCUACCAGUAGUCCUCUGGAUAUUUCAGACUUCAUCUCCAAAAACCUUCAUUCGGCCUUCAGGAUUCUGGAAAAUGAAGUCUCAAAACAUGGAGAACCAUUGGCUACUGGUCUUUAAAAAUAAAGCAUAUCCUGAUAUUAGACAGAUUAUGAAACAAGUCCAUGACAUUUAAAUUCUUUUUAGAAAAUUCUGAUUGAGUCAAGCCAGAUAAAUUUUAAACAAGAAUUUGAACAUCUACUUUUUAAAGCUUUCAUUUUGUUCCAGUUUGGUUAUGGCUGAGAUCUGAUAUGGUAUUUUUUCAUGCUUGGUUGUGUCUACAAAUGCAGAACAAUGAGCUCAGUCUGGUGAUAGCCAACCAUAGAAUAACAAGACCAGACAUAGAAAGGCGGGUCAAGUAAGGCCACUUUGUUUGUCAUUUUAUAGUAUUUAUGUUUAUUAAACCUGAAAGCUGAAAGAUAGGAAAACAAACUGAUGUGGAUUCAUCUGACAACCAGUAUCUACUCUAGGUUAUAAUCUCAACCUUCCCUUGGGUUAAAUACCUGAGCCCUGAGGGCAAUCCAAAAGUUGGCUUGCUCCCUGGCCAGUCACUUACUGAAUGUGAAUGACAGUAAAAUCCAAGGUCAGUCUCACAGUAGAUUCUUUCCCUAUCCUUCUGGUUCCAGAAUCUGUAUAUGCCAUUCCAGAACCUUACUCUGCACCCAAAAGGUGUCCCAAGUGUACACCAAGGUUUCCUUGCUACUUGCCAAAUGGCAGCCUAUUUACAGAAAUCAUCUUGAGUCAAUCAUCAAGUCAACCUCUACUAUAGGGUAGGGUGAUCUGGCUGCAAUAUUUGUCACCCUAUUGAUCGCCAGGGUUGAUUUGGCAGAUCUGGCUGGCUAGGUGGAUGUCCCCUUCCUCCAUCACUGUUUCCUGUGUGUCCCUCCCGAAGCUGUGCACUCGGUGGAAGAGGACGAUGUCCCAGGUAUAGGACUGUACCAAGGUCUCCAGUCUUUGGUCCCUGGGACACAAUAGCUGUGUUACCCUGCUAGAACCUCCAAACAAGCUCAAGGUCCAUUUGUUAGGUUGGGAAAAAACAGCUAAAGAGGAGAAAAUCCCUACCUGGCUCUAAUGCAACCAGAAAACUCACACUAACCCUAUGAGCAAAAUAUUGUAAAUAUUACAAUGUUCCAAUUUCUGUGUUUUAAUUGUAUUUUUAAAAAGAAAAAGAAAAUGUAAUCUGAAGAAAUAUAGGCCCCAUGUCUACUUUUAUUUGCUAGCAAAGGGAAAUACAAAAUUUCCCUGUCAGACACUUUCAAAAUGCUCUAAUGUCAUGUAAAGACAUUAGAUCUGUGUUCUUAUGUGCACAGGUUUUGCUCCAUUUAUUUUAACUGAUUUGGUACAUUCUUGUAAUGCCCUUUGUUCCAAUGAAAUAGGAGUAGUUUCUCCUAAUCGGCAGUCCAUUGUUUCCUAUAAAGAAGGUGCAGUUACAUUGUAAAAUGAAUGCAAUUGGACAGCACUUUAACUAGUAUAAUGUCAAGUUUUAACUUUGUUUGUGCUUUUGAAAUACAUUAUAACUGUACCCUCAAUUCAUUUCUGACACAAUAAAAAUAAUCACUUUAACUGCCAUGGUCCAAUGCUGGUGAAUCCAGGAAUGUGCAGUUUGGUGUGGCACACUUUGGCAGAGAAGACUAAAGAACUUGUAAAACUAUCACUAUCAUGAUUCCCUCAUAUUGUUCCAGAGCAGUUAUAGUGGUGUCAAGCUGCAUUAAUCCUACAGUGUAGAUCAGUGGUCCCCAGGUGUUUUGGCCUACAACUCCCAGAAAUCCCAGCCAGUUUACCAGCUGUUACAAUUGCUGGGAGUCGGGCCUGUAGCGAGGGGGCGGUUUUAGGGGUUCAACCCCCCCCCCCCGAAAUUUUUCAGGUUAUAAAAAAAACCAGGUUUACUCAUGAAUUUUAACUGGUUAACCAAAUCCCCAUGCUAAGUCUAUGAGACACAAAACAUUAAGAGUCCCUCCAGGCACUAUUUCAAGCAGAUAUUGACAGGUUUGUAGCGGGGAGAGGUGUGUGCUAGGGGUUCAAACCCCCCCCCCCCCCGAAAUUUUCAAAACCCCUCCCGAAAAUUUUUUCUGGCUACGGCCCUGCUGGGAGUUGAAGGCCAAAACAUCUGUGGACCCACAGGUGAGAACCAUUGGUGUAGAUGUACUCUUAGUGAAGACAGACAUUGAAACAUCUCAUGGAUUGAACUGGGAGAACAAAAGUAAAGUUGCAGGAGAUGGGACAAAAGAGUGGAAAAUUGGAGAAAAUCUUGCUUUAAAGAAGAUUGGGCAAGUAAAGAUCCAUUUAGUGACCUCUAACCACACCACGAUUCACUAUCCUCACAUGCAGUGAUCAUACAGAAUGUUGCGCUGUAAGUGACCAUUAAAUAACUAUCUGCAACAGUUUGGGAAUGGUGCACCCCUCUAGAUGUCCAGUCUCAGCAUUUCACAGUAUUGGUUGUGCUGUCUAGGGCUUCUGGGUCUUGUGAGACUAGCAGUCCAAAAACAUCUGGAAGACUGAACAUGAUUUCCAUCCCUGGCCCACUGAUGACGUCUGGUGCAUGCUUUCAGAAUCUCAUGCUGUAAUCACACUGAAUUAUAGCAAUUUGACACCACUUUAUCUGCCAUGGUUUAAUCUUAUAUAUCUGGGAUUGAAAGUUUGAUAUGUGGCUAGAGCUGUUGCUUAUGAAGUUGAAAAUAAAUCGAUAUUCAUUACACUGUUGUGUGAGUUGAAAAAUAGACACAGCUUUCUUAAGAUCCCCAUUCCAUUCCUUCAAUCAAUUACCUUGUGCCAUUCAUUAGAAAGAAGAAAAGCAAUCACAGUUACUGUUGCAACAUAAAUUCUGCCACAUGUCACUGCAUUGUUUUUUGUUUUAUUUGCACUGUAAACAUUUUCUCAGCUCCUGGAAGGAAAAAAGGUAUUUUAUUGAGGUGAAUUUUAUAUGAAUUUUAAACAUCCAUCUAAACAUCUUACCAUUUUAUGAAGGAAAUAUUCCAGCAGUAAUCAAGUAGCUGCUUCAGUUAUCUUAACAGAUUCCUACUUGUCAGAAGACUUGCAUAAAGGUGUCAACGGUUCUGAAUAUAUGAAUGAUGCUAAAAGUUAUAUUCCUGUACUUGUACUGCAAGAAAUAUUUUAUUUUCAUUAGCUUCAAUGCAAACUAACACUUAAUGCUAUUGCUAUUGCAUACCAGGUCAUAUAUAUAUAUAUAUCUAUUCCAAUUAAGUAAUUUGAUUUUCACUUUCACCAGCUGUUAGGUUGUCAGGGAAGGGCACUUUGUUAGAAUGCAUGAUAGAGAUGUAAACUGGCAUAAAUCAAUAAAAAUGAUUUUUAAAUCAAA
Messenger RNA from Anolis carolinensis (green anole), 12700 nucleotides. RefSeq names its product synaptopodin 2 (gene synpo2). Gene Ontology annotation, molecular function: actin binding. The coding region runs from base 197 to 4045 and encodes 1282 amino acids. Gene Ontology annotation, cellular component: actin cytoskeleton; Z disc; nucleus. The transcript has 5 exons. NCBI's taxonomy places the organism in Eukaryota, Metazoa, Chordata, Lepidosauria, Squamata, Anolidae. The record is from RefSeq and is a predicted model, not a curated record. Gene Ontology annotation, biological process: positive regulation of actin filament bundle assembly.